UCACCAGCAACUUUGAUGUGCGUUGUCUGCAGAUAUUCGCCGGUUUGCUCACACGCGCAUGCGCAGAGGGGCUCGGUUAGUCCCAACUACCGCGCAUGCGCAGAUGUCUGAGGUAGUCACAACUAUCGCGCAUGCGGUCAGUAGACGAGAGGCUCAGAAGGUCCGGCUGCGGGUUCGAAAUGGCAGAACACUUGUGCACGGGAAUCUCAAACACAACAACACAUCAGUUUUGCUGUCUCUGUCUGGAUAUUUAAGGAGUGACCAAAUAUUUUCUUUGCAACACCAACACAUCUGUUGUCGAUCCUUGGAGAUGAAGAAUUAUCUCAUCCCAGCUGGUGAUGUAUUCUGUCUCUGAAAUGAAGUUUUCUGUUUUUACUCUGUGAAAUCCACUGGAACCGGGAGCUGAGAAAACACCAGCAUUUGUUUACUGGAGAUCAGUUCUUCAACUGCAUUGAUUGUACAAGGGAUUCAAACGUCUGACUUCCUGAUUGCCAGAGAAUUGAUCGUAGUGAGAUAUCAUUCUCCUUCUCUCAGUGUGGGAAGAGAUUCACUCACAGGCUACUACAGACACACCAGUGAAUUCACAGUGGGGAGAGGCCAUUCACCCGCUCUGUGUGAGGGAGGGGAACCACUCAAUCAUCCAGUUUGUUCACACCAUAGUGAGAUGCUCCACCUGUUCUGCAAGCAGGAGGCCAUUCUGUUAUAGAUGUUAAAGGUAUAUCAGAAAAUUCACCAGUGAGGGGACAUUGACCUGCUCGGAUGGUGGGAAGGCAUUUACACACUUAACCACACCACAGUGACACCAGCGAGUUCACACCGGGGAGAAGCCAUUCACCUGCUCUGAAUGUGGGAAAGGAUUCACUCAAUCAUCUCAACUGAAUGAACAUCAGCGAGUUCACACUGGAAGAUGCUAUUUAUCUGCUCAGACUGUGGGAAGGGAUUCACUCACUUUUCAACACUACAGAGACACCAGCGAGUUCACACCGGGGAGAGGCCAUUCACCUGCUCAGACUGUGGGAAGGGAUUCACUCAGUCAGCUCAACUGAAGAAACAUCAGCAAGUUCACACUGGGGAGAGGCCAUUCACCUGCUCAGACUGUGGGAAGGGAUUCACUCAGUCAGCUCAACUGAAGAAACAUCAUUUUGCUCAUAAUGGGGCAAAACCAUUCACCUGCUCUGAUUGUGAUAAGGAAUUCACACGGUCAUAUAACUUGAAAGUUCAUCAGCGAAUUCACACUGGGGAGAAGCCGUACACCUGCUCAGACUGUGGGAAGGAAUUCACGCGGUCAUCUGACUUAAAAAUACAUCAGCGAGUUCACACGGGGGAGAAACCAUUCACCUGCUCAGAUUGUGGGAAGGAAUUUGCACGGUCAUCUGACUUGAAAGUGCAUCGGCGACUUCACACCGGGGAGAAGCUAUUUAGUUGCUCUGAGUGUGGGAAGAGAUUCACUCGAUUAUCUCACCUAGUCACACACCAGUUCGUUCACACUGGGGAGAAACCAUUCACUUGCUCAGUCUGUGGGAAGGAAUUUAUUCGGUUAUAUGACUUGAAAGUUCAUCAGCGAGUCCACACCGGGGAGAGGCCAUUCACCUGUUCUGAAUGUGGGAAGAGAUUCACUCGGUCUUCUCAACAGAAGGAACAUCAGCGAAUUCACACUGGAGAAAAACCUUUCAAAUGCUCAGACUGUGGGAAGGAAUUCAGUCGGUCAUCUCUACUGAACAAACAUCAGCGAGUUCACACUGGGGAGAGACCUUUCAAAUGCUCAGACUGCGGGAAGGAAUUCAGUCAGUCAACUCAACUGAACAAACAUCAGCGGGUUCACACUGGGGAGAAGCCUUUCACUGGGCAUCCCUGUAAUCCCUCCACCAUCCACCCGGAAACAUUCAGAGGGACAAGAGUGCUGGAAACCAUGCCGUCUGGGUGAGUGCAGGGAAACGCAGCAUUUCACUGUAUGAGCCAGCGAUGAAGCUGUGAGUGAUCAGUGCACGAGACAGCAGAUGAUAUUGUAAAGGUCAAAUAGCAAAUAAUCGACACUACUAAGGAAGUCAUCGAAUCGCAGACCAUAAUGUGGAAGAGAAAACAGCAGAAUGAAGCUGAUUCUGACGUGCGAACAAAACCCUGAUAGUUGGAAAGAGGACAGAAGGUUACGAUCUCAGUACAUCAAGCUGUUUCACUUCCGAGAUGUGCAGGGACAUAUCAUGUCAGGGACAGAGCCAGUCCAUCAGUCUAUUAAAUCCAGACAGCUCUAGAGAGUUUAGGUUGGCACCAUAUGAACCAACUUGUAGAUAGUGAAUGUUCUUUGGAAGCUGAGGUCCAUAAGUCACAUUGUCAAUGGGAUGCUCUGGAUGGAGAUGAUGAUACUCUCAGAUUUAUCUUUCAGCCAAUUGACGAUGGUGACGGUGAAGGAGCAGUUGACCCCUCAGUGAGUUGGGCAAACACUUUCACUUUGCACCCAGAGCUGAAGGGUAGUUCACUUCAUAGUCAGCAUCCACAAGGGUGGGUUAAGGCAAGGUGAUCUUUUCCCUCCUCUCAAUGGAGGAGAGAAACAGAUACGUUCGUCACCAAAUGUUCUGGGAAUGAAGCGGGGGAUAGAGAAGUUGAAUUUCAAGGAGGUAUCAGGUAAUCAGAUAAGUACAGAAAUUGCUCUUGAUGGUUUAUUCACAGAUAUUCAGAAAUGGUUGAUGUUGGAAUACGACUGCUAAGUGUCCUCGUAAUGGUCGAAUGCUCAAUUGAAGGUUACAUGUUCUCCAAUAAAGUGUAUUAUUUCCCAGUUGUAUAUUCGUUAUUCAUGUGGACUGAUGGAAGUUUAUUGGUAGCUAAGUGUCGUUCCUCUGUCACUCAGUUAGCCACUUCCACAUGGGAGGAGUUCUCACACUGUACGAGCAGGGUUGUCAAUAAAGAUCUGUUGAGUAUCCUGCAUGCGGAUGUCCUGGUGUGCUCUGCACUAUCCCUCAAUAACGUAAACAACAUGGAGUCAGAAGUGGUUCAUCAAUGCAAAAUCAAUGGGUUGAAGAUCUGACCUCCAGUGAACAAAUGCUGGUGCGUUCUCAGCAGCCCAGUUCCAGUAGAUUUCACUGAAUUACAACAGAAAAUUUAUUUCAGACAAAACUCGUUUUGACAGUAUUCUGGGAGGUGUAUCAUCGUGCAGUUUGUUAUAUCAAAUAAAAGCGCAGGCCAUUUUCUAAACACCUGAGCUGCAAAGACACUCGGGAGUCCUUGUGUUGGACUCCCUGAAGUUUAAUUUGCAGGCUGAGUCGUUGGUGAGGAAGGCACAUACUAUGUAUGCAUUCAUUUCAAGAAGACCAAAAUACACACACAAGGAUGUAUUGUUAAAUCUUUAUAAAGCACAGGCGAGGCGUCACUUGGAGUAUUGGAUGAUAGGCAAAUUGCAGUGGGUCCAGGUGCUUGCUGAAGCGGGAGUUGAUCUCAGCCAUAAUCCAACUCUCAAAGCACUUCGUCACCUAAGAUGAGAGUGCUAGUGAACAAUAGUCAUUAAGGGAGCUCACCCAGCUCUUCCUGGGCACUGGUAUAAUUGUAGACCUUUUGAAGCAGGUGGGAACUUCUGACAGUACCAAUGAGAUUGAAAAUAUCUUUAAUACUCCGGCUAUUUGGUUAGCUCUGGUUUCAGAGCAUUACCUUGGUAGGAAGUAAUGGCCUACAAACCCUGCCAGAAUUGACAUUCAUUCGAUGUCGCCUGCAACCUUGCUUGGAAUUGUUUCUUGGCUCUUGAAAUAGCCCUCUGCAAGUCAUGCCUCGUUUACUUGUACAGACCUGGGUGGCCAGACUUAAAUGCCACAGAUCUAACGCCCGGCAGACUACGAGCCUCCUGGUCAUCCGCAGCUUUUGAUCUGGGGUAUGUAUAGUGAGCUCUGGUUGGCAGACACACAUCUACACAGGUUUUAAUGAAGUCGGUGUCAGGCGUACUCAUUCACACUCGAAUAUGAAUGUCUGAAUGCACCGAAUCAAAGUUGUUCCUGUGCUCACUUGUUCAUAUCUCCUUGGUCCUCACUGCUGCUGCUGCGGUAUUCAGUGUCUGCCGAUACUCCGGGAGAAGGCUUACAGCCAGGUGUUCAGACAUUCCAAACUGUGGGCAUGGGAUAGCAUGGUAAACGAUCGAUGGUGGUGUGAGAGUGGCCCAGGGUGUUGGCUCCACUGGUAUGACAAGUGAUCUGUUGGUAAUAAUUAUUUCGAGACUUUUUCAAGCUGGCCUGGUUCAAAUAUCCCCUAGAAUGAUGGGAGUAGCAUCAGGGUGUACUAUUCGCGCCUGUUGAUCACAUCGCAAAGUUCAUCUGGAGCCUGGGGUGGAAUGUACACCUCCAACAAAAUGAUUGCUGAGAUCUCCCACGGCAGGUAAAAUGGCUGGCACUUCACCACGUGGUGUUCCAGGAAUAAUCUGGAGUAUUGUGCGCGGUUUUGGUUACCUACCUGCAGGAAAGAUAUAAAUAAGGUUGGGAGAGCAGAGAGAAAUUUGACACGGAUGUUGCCGGGUCUAGAGCUGAGGUAUCAGGAAGCAUUGAAGGGGUUAGGAC
Messenger RNA from Mobula hypostoma (lesser devil ray), 4529 nucleotides. Its product is annotated as gastrula zinc finger protein XlCGF17.1-like. NCBI's taxonomy places the organism in Eukaryota, Metazoa, Chordata, Chondrichthyes, Myliobatiformes, Myliobatidae. The transcript is spliced from 3 exons. The coding region runs from base 908 to 1924 and encodes 338 amino acids. Gene Ontology annotation, cellular component: chromatin; PcG protein complex; transcription regulator complex. The record is from RefSeq and is a predicted model, not a curated record. Gene Ontology annotation, molecular function: RNA polymerase II cis-regulatory region sequence-specific DNA binding; DNA-binding transcription factor activity, RNA polymerase II-specific. Gene Ontology annotation, biological process: regulation of transcription by RNA polymerase II.